This is a messenger RNA of Myotis brandtii (Brandt's bat), 1682 nucleotides long. RefSeq names its product double C2-like domain-containing protein gamma. Lineage: Eukaryota; Metazoa; Chordata; Mammalia; Chiroptera; Vespertilionidae. Gene Ontology annotation, cellular component: membrane. The record is from RefSeq and is a predicted model, not a curated record.
AGGGCCCUGACCUCGAGCAGACCCCAUGGGACAGCUGGUCUCCUGGCUGGGGCACCCCUGUCCAAGCACACUGUCACCCACAGCAGUGGGCACUUACCCUGCACCAGGAGGCUCUGGUCACACAGAUGAGUCACCUCAGGCGCAUACCCAGCGCCAGCAGCGAACAGAGCCAGCUGGCGGAGCUCUCAGAGAGGUCCCCGGCUGCCACCCAGGACCCUUCUCAGCACCCUCAGCGAUGCCUCUUCACCAUGUCUGGGCCCAGUGUGGCCCCCUCAUACCCAGUCCAAGGGGGCUUGUCUGAGUCCCCUCCCCUGGCCUGAGCCCCCAUGGCGGGCACGGCAGCAGUGGGCUGGCGGCGGCCCCAGCGGGUGAGCAUGCAGGAGCACAUGGCCAUCGAUGUGAACCCUGGACCCAUCCAGCCCAUCCCCCUAAUUUCUGACUACUUCCCGCAUUUCUACCCCUUUGCUGAGCCUGCCCGGGGUGCCCCAGGCCCACACCCUGCAGUGUCUCCCGCCAGCUCUGCACCCCCACAGCCAGACCCAGAGCCAGAGGGAGACUCAGACGACAGCGCUACCCUGGGCACCCUCGAGUUCACACUUCUCUUUGAUGCGGACAACAGCGCUCUGCACUGCACGGCUCACUGUGCCAAGGGCCUCAAGCCACCAGCCUCAGGCUCCCUGGACACCUAUGUCAAAGCCAAUCUGCUGCCAGGGGCCAGCAAGGCCAGCCAGCUGAGGACACGCACAGUUCGGGGCACAAGAGGGCCUGUCUGGGAAGAGACGCUCACUUACCACGGCUUCACCCACCAGGAUGCUGGGCACAAGACCCUGCGGUUGUGUGUGUGCGAGGACCCACGGCUGCGGCCUCGGCGGCGGCGAGUGCCUCCCCUGGGGGAGCUGCGGGUGCCCCUGAGGAAGUUGGUGCCCAACCGAGACAGGAGCUUUAGUGUAUGUCUGGAGAAGCGGAGGCUGACCAAGAGGCCGGAGCGCCUGGACACAUCCCGUGGCAUGUCCCUGUAUGAGGAGGUGGCAGAGGUGGCCGGGGAGGAGCGCGGGCGCAUCCUGCUGUCACUGUGCUACAGCUCUCAGCGGGGCGGCCUGCUGGUAGGGGUGCUGCGAUGCGCCCACCUGGCCCCCAUGGAUGCCAAUGGCUACUCGGACCCCUUCGUCCGCCUAUUCCUGCAUCCAAAUGUGGGGAAAAAAACUAAAUAUAAGACCAGUGUUCGGAAGAAGACCCUGAACCCCGAAUUCCAUGAGGAGUUCUUCUACGCAGGCCUCAGGGAGGAGCUGGCCCAGAAGACCCUGCUGGUGUCUGUAUGGGACUAUGACCUGGGCCCGGCCAACGACUUCAUUGGCUGGGUGCAGCUGAGUGGCCGGGCCGGUGGGGAGCGCCAGCGGCACUGGAGAGAGUGCCUGGACCACAGUGACCACCGGCUGGAGCUGUGGCACCCGCUGGACGGUCGUGCGCCCCUCCAGCUCAGCGACUAGCUGGGGCACCCGCGUGGCUCUGCUCACCGCUCCUCCCCAAACUGACCCAGACGCCUCCAGAGUUGGGAGGAACCAGGGCUGCCUCACCCACAUGCCCAGCCCCUAGUCAAAUUGUUUCCUUCCUCCUCCCCUUCCAGAUGUGCCCAGUGCCCCAUCAGGAAGCAGGAAUAAACCUCUCCUCCAAUCCAGACUAAA